AUGGAUUAACAAAAUAUUAUUAGUGAAAUUGAACAAUGUUUUACAUCCUAAGAAGCUUAUGCAAAAGUAAAAAAAUUUAAAGAAACAUUCAAAGAAUCAUAAAGGUAUUUUAUCUCUUUAUUUCAGUCAAAUGUCUCCAAUUAUUUGUGAGGCAAUAUGUGCAACUAUGACAGAAGGCACUCCUAUGAGUAAAUUAUUAGCAUUAAGAGUAUUAUACAUUUAUUAAUAUUAGCUAUGUAAGGAAAUUAUGGAUUUAAAAUCUGAUUCAUUUAAUAAAUAAGUCAAUGAUAAAAUUCUUUCAAAAAUGAAAUAAAUUGCUAUCUUUAGAAAAAAUGAUCAAAGUGAUGUCAGAGGUAAAUUUCUCUUUUCUGAUAAUCCAUGUAUAUAUUGUUUAAUAAACAAGCAAAGGAAAUUGCAUCUAUUGGAAAUAGCUUAAUGAAACUAUGUCUAGAUUGCAUUAAAGUUUGGGCUCAUUGGUAUCCUUAGACUAAUUUUAAAAUUACCUAUGAUGAAUUAAUUCAAUAAGGUGUUGCAUUCCCACUUAAAUAUACUUAUUUCAAAGAAUAUAAUGAUAAUCCAUCCUCUUUAAAUUAAUCAUUAAUUCUAUCAUCCCAUUCAUCUAAAGAAUAAUCUUUAAAAUAAUCAAUCCCUAAUUUCAAAACCAAAUUAGAUGGAUAAUCAUUAUUAUAACAAAUUAACAUUGAAAUUGAAAAUCUUAUUAAUAUUGUUAACGAUUAAGAAUCAAAUGAAACUAUUAAUAAUUUGAAUAAAAUACUCAAAAAUAAUUUCGAACAAUUAAUUGCAUAAAUAGAGUAAGUUUUAAUUCAAAUUAUUGACUCUGGUGAAGAACAGAUUAUUGAUGAUUUACUUUCUAAGUAAGAAAUUCUAAGAUAAAUUAAAGAAGAUUAUGAUAAUUACAUUUUGCAUAAAAUUGAUUGGUCUUAUCUUCGUAACAAAUUUAAUAGAUUUAGUUCAAUUUCUUAAACACCUGAACCUCCUUAAACAAUUAUAUCUCUAUCCUAAAAAUAGUAAAUUAAUCAAUAACAAACUUAAUUAAGUUCAUAUCCUGUAAAAUCUAAAGCUGAUCAAACUUUAUCUAUUAUUCGAGAAGAAACUAUUCAAGAUGCUGAUUUCAUGGAAAAAUCAAAACAAAAAGAUUCAGAUAUUCUACAAAUUGACAAUAAAGUAAAUAAAUUCAGAAUAUUAGAUAUCCAAGAAUUAAUAGUCCCUUGUAUUAAAUUAACCUGAAAAUAUUAAGCCUGUUGAUUAACGAAUAAAAAUAGAAUAAAAUAAUAAUAAAGAAAAAUAAUAACAAAAAGCCAAUAAAAAAGAAAUAUAUAAAUCUUUAUCUGUUGAAAUCAAUGAUGAAAUCAAUUAAAAUUAAUUUUAAGCUACUAUUAUUAAAUAAACUAAUUAUACUGAUACUAAAUAAACAAAUUAGACAGAAAAAUAAUAACAUCUUAAAAAUUAAAAAAGUUUACCAAUACCCUAAGAACUUGAAUAAUAAUCUCCUAAAAUUUCAACCAUUUCAGCAUCAAACAACUAAUAAACAAAUAAAUUGAAUUCAAUAAUUUUCUAAAAUUAAGGUCGUAAUUUUCAAGGUUCAUAAUUAAAUUAAUAAGAAUAUGAUUCAAAAUCAAAUGAUGAUAAAGAAAGAUAAGAAACUUAAUUUAAUAAAAAUAGUUAAAAAGAUAUAAAAACUAGUUAAAUUGGAUAAUAAUAACAAUAGUAGUAAUAGUAGUAAUAAUAAUAAAAUUAAUAGUAAUAGUAAUAAUAAUAAUAUUAAUAGUAAUAGUAAUAAUAACAAUAACAAUAACAAUAACAAUAACAAUACUAAUAAUAAUAAUAAUAAUAAUAAUAAUAAUAAUAAUAAUAAUAAUAAUAAUAAUAAUAAUAAUAAUAAUAAUAAUAAUAAUAAUAAUAAUAAUAAUAAUAAUAAUAAUAAUAAUAAUAAUAAUAAUAAUAAUAAUAAUAAUAAUAAUAAUAAUAAUAAUAAUAAUAAUAAUAAUAAUAAUAAUAAUAAUAAUAAUAAUAAUAAUAAUAAUAAUAAUAAUAAUAAUAAUAAUAAUAAUAAUAAUAAUAAUAAUAAUAAUAAUAAUAAUAAUAAUAAUAAUAAUAAUAAUAAUAAUAAUAAUAAUAAUAAUAAUAAUAAUAAUAAUAAUAAUAAUAAUAAUAAUAAUAAUAAUAAUAAUAAUAAUAAUAAUAAUAAUAAUAAUAAUAAUAAUAAUAAUAAUAAUAAUAAUAAUAAUAAUAAUAAUAAUAAUAAUAAUAAUAAUAAUAAUAAUAAUAAUAAUAAUAAUAAUAAUAAUAAUAAUAAUAAUAAUAAUAAUAAUAAUAAUAAUAAUAAUAAUAAUAAUAAUAAUAAUAAUAAUAAUAAUAAUAAUAAUAAUAAUAAUAAUAAUAAUAAUAAUAAUAAUAAUAAUAAUAAUAAUAAUAAUAAUAAUAAUAAUAAUAAUAAUAAUAAUAACAAUAACAAUAGUAAUAACAAUAACAAUAGUAAUAAUAACAAUACUAAUAAUAAUAAUAAUAAUCAUUUGAUAAUACAAAAUAAAAUAAUUUUGAUUUAAAAGCAAAUCAAUUAAAAUAAUCAUUGAAAAUAGAAGGAAUGGAUUAGAUUUUUAGCUUUUCUUAAAAAUAAUAAGUCCUUAAUGAAAGAAAAGAUAUAAAUUUAAACUAACUUGAUCCUUAAGUUAAAUUAGAAGGUUAAAUAAAUUAAAUAUAAGAUACUUAUGUUAAGUAAAAGUAAACUUAAUAUAUGAAAAAUUUAAGAUAGGAUUAAAAUAUUAAUGACUCAAGGAUUUCUUAAUAAUCAUUAAGUUUAAGUUAAGUGUCAUAAAAAAGGAUGGAUUAAUCUUAAUAGUACAAAAGAAGUUCUUCAUAAAAGCGAGAACAUUAUAUCACAAAUGAUAAAAUUGAAUUAGAUUAUUUAAAAGAAGAAAAUUAAAAAUUAAAAUUAUAAAUAACAUAAAUCAUAGAAAAAUAUGAAAGCAAAUAAUAAUAAUAUUCUUAAGAGCUUUAAGAUAAAAUAAAUGAAAUCUCUAAUUUAAAAGAGAUUAUAUAUGAGAAAAGUGAUAAAUUUAGUAGUAAUAAUUAGCUAUUAAAAUAAUAAGAAGAAUUUUAAAAGCUGUAAUUAGAUUACUAAAAUCUUGAUUAUAAACAUAAUUAAUUACAAAAAUAGUAUGAUAAUUUAUUUCAGAAGAAUGAACAAAUGCAGAAAGAAAUGUCAUUAAAAUCAAAAUAAAUAGUUUUAUAAAGUAAAGAAAUAUCUGAAUUAAAGUAAAAUACGUAAUAAGAACUUGAAAUAAAAAAAAGAAGUGAAUCAGUUGGUUAAUACUCAAAAACUGCUUAAUAAUUCCAUCCGUAUAAUUCAAUUUUAAAAUAAAGUUAUUAUGAGGAACCUGUUUUGACUGAUAGCUAAAAAAGAAUAAUCUUUCCUUUUACAAAUCCUUAAGAUUAUUAUAGGGAUCGUUUAAGAAACAAUUAUAAAGGUUUAAUAUCUUCUACUUACUCAGAAUGGAACCACUUAAAUUUAGAUAAAUAAAAUAUUGGAUAUUUAAAAUAAUCAAUUUUAUGUAAUUAAUCGAUACUUUUUACAUGCAAAUAGUUAGAAAUAGGAUGCAAAUUAGAUAAAUUAAAUGAAAGAACAGCAAUUUUACAUUUAUUUUUUUUGAAUUCCAACAAGUUAUCAGGUUACAAGAUGGAUUUAAAUUUUUAAUUUGCAAGUGAAAUAUCAACUGGAAUUUAAAAGAGAUAGUCUAUGUAAUUAUAUUAAGAUUCAUCUGAAGAUUUAGUAAUUGAAUUUAAUAUCAAUCAAUUGCCUUUUGGAAUAUCUUUAUUGAAUAUUAAGCUAUAGGAAAAAAAGGUUAUCAAUUAUAUAUGUUAUUUACCAAUAUCAUUGAUUAGUUACUUAAAAUUUUUAAAUAUAUCUUUAAAAGAAUAUUAAUAAUAUUGGUAAAUAGCUAAAAACUGUUUAUUAAGAAGUGUUGAAUUUGAAUAUAAUUUUAAUUAUGUAAGCAGUAUAUUUAGUAAAUAAUUUUCGGUGAUUGAAUUGAAUAGUCAUAAAAAGAAAGAAUUUCUAGCUGGGAUUGAUGAAAUUAAAUAUGGCUCUAUCAUAUAGUGUGGAAGUUCUAUUUAUUUGAUUAGAUAUGUGCUAUAACCAAAUAAUAGGAUGAUAAUAUAGUUAUGUCAUUUGAAUGGAAAAUAGAACAUAUCAGAUUAUGUAUUAAACAAUUUAGUUUUUAUACUUUCUGUUUGA
Paramecium sonneborni is the source of this 4255-nucleotide messenger RNA. The record is from the annotation of a GenBank genome assembly. Lineage: Eukaryota; Ciliophora; Oligohymenophorea; Peniculida; Parameciidae.